AUGGCCGUCGAACCUGACUCUGCUAAGCAUUUUCAGCCACUUGAUCUUAUCUUCAGCUGUAACAUCUGCCAUGACUCCAUUAGCGACAUACACAGCCCCCUGCCGGAUGAGAAGGAACUCGAAGGCGCCCGAAAACCAGUUGCCAAGCUCUGGAUGACUGAAUGCGCACAUCUCAUAUGUGCAAAACACCUCGAGGGUGGAGCAGAUGNNUAUGCCGUUAAUGGCUUCUCCAAGGGUCAAUACGACUCGGAGAUCCCUCACCAUUUCUUCCAAUGUCCGCCUGUAGCCCUUGAUAGCAAAGAGGGCGGCAUGGAUGCGCUACGAUUUCAGUUUCUCGGCCUCGUAACAUACGGAAUUGCAAUCGCCACCAAGUUUCGUAACCUGCAGACAGCACACUCUCACCUCAAAGACCAGACAGAUCGAUUGAAGCUGGAAAAGACAGAGGCUGAGACAGAAAUUCAAACAUUGACGGAGCGAAUCAGGUUAGCAGAGGAGACAGAGAGAAGAUACAAAGCCAAAGAGCCUGAGAUCAAGCAUUAUCUUGAGCAGUUUGCCUUGGUCAAAAGUAAGUCUGAUACUUCUUUAUCAAUUCGGUGUUCUCUGACCAUACCAAAUAGAGAGCUGGACCGUCGUAAUGCAGACUUGAGCGCACUGGGUUACCCUCCUCCUCAAAUCGAUUACACCUUUCCUCCUUCACGCCUGUUCGAGGAUGACAUGUCCAAUGGCCGAGCGACAACCUCACAUACUGGACGUAGCGAGCGCGUUGAUCGAGCCGACCAAAGGAUCAUUGAGGAUCACAUCCCCAGUGUCUCGAGCACCACCCUACGAGCUGACUCCUCAAGGACAUAUGUCGAAGAUGAUGUUCAGAGAACCGAAAACAAGAGGCAGAAAAUCGCCGAUUAUCGCUACAUACCGCAGAAUAUGCAGAGCCCACCGAGAAAUUUACCAGCCCAGAAGCGGCAUGGAAUAAGGCUUCCACCUGCAUCUCUGAUCACGCAGAAGGCCGCCUCGAGAAGUACACAUUUUCAACCACCACCGAUGCCAUACCAGAGCAACAACCGGCAAUUCACCUUUGUCGAUCGAAGCGAUGAUGUGCGCGCUAGUCCUCAGAUGAUAGGCACUCAGCGUGAGAUCUGGCAGCCAUGGGAAGGUACAGAGACCAACCACAAGAAUGACACUAGGACUGAGGGUCCCUACAUGAGUGGCGCCUUGCAGUCAGAUGGAUCGGACUUUGCAAAACCAGCAGCGCCUUUCAGACCUCCCAAGCAGCAAAAGAGGAAGAUUCAACCGGUCGAUAGCAUCGAUGAUGUCUCAAGAUCAGAAUUCGUCACUUCUGAGCGACUCCUAACGAGAAUCGGCGACUCGAGUCCCGAGAGAUUCCAAUGGUUUGUUCGUGAGACCAGACAUGCAACAGAGUUCAAUGCCAACGAUUAG
This is a messenger RNA of Aureobasidium musti, 1434 nucleotides long. The record is from the annotation of a GenBank genome assembly. Lineage: Eukaryota; Fungi; Ascomycota; Dothideomycetes; Dothideales; Saccotheciaceae.